This is a messenger RNA of Meloidogyne enterolobii, 1782 nucleotides long. Lineage: Eukaryota; Metazoa; Nematoda; Chromadorea; Rhabditida; Meloidogynidae. The record is from the annotation of a GenBank genome assembly.
AUGUAUACAAGGGGGACUCAAUCGUGCGGACUCAAUCGUGGGGACUCAAUCGUGGGGACUCAAUCGUGCGGACUCAAUCGUGGGGACUCAAUCGUGCGGACUCAAUUGAGGUGUACCGGUUUUCAUUAUCUCUUCCAUUCUAGAAUUUUCAUUUGGCCAUUACGACAAAAUGUAGUGAUAAUGUCAAGCAAGAAAGCUCAAAAGUUCAAGCUUUCAAAGACACAACAAGGCAAAGUUCAACUUAGACAAUUUGUUCCACACAAAAAUAAAUUGUCAAGUCAAUCAUCGUUUCAAUUAAAUGCCAAGGAGAAAUCUGAAUUCUCAAGUGGUUAUGUUAUUUCUGUGCACAAACCUUGGCCAGAUCUUCAAUUAAAUCAAAGCAAAUUGUUCUUUGAAUGUACUCUUUUUCUUUAUUCUGUUCUAGCCUUGUUUUUGCAAUACUUGAAUCUCUACAAGACUUUAUGGUGGCUUCCCAAAAGUUAUUGGCAUUAUUCUUUGAAAUACCAUCUUAUAAAUCCUUAUUUGUUGUCUUGCAUUGGUCUUCUGUUGGGUGUGCGUGUUACAAAAUGUUUUUGGGAUGCGUUAAGUGAAAGAGUUGAUUACUUAUGUGAUGGUCAAAAUGGAUGGCAACUUACUUAUUGGAAAAUAUUCGAAUAUGCAAUUGUUAAAACUCCUCUAACAACGAUUGUUUGCACCAGUUUUUUGUUCAGUUUUACUAAAAUUUAUUUGGAAUUUGGAUUGAAAGCGCCUAUAUAUUUCUUCUUGCCUUUGCUAGUUUAUGUUUUACUUUUCCACAAUUUGACUUUGAACGAGUUUGUUGCUUCUUUUAAUUCAAUUUUGGUUAAAUUACAGUCUGACAAUUUUUCUAAAUUUGUGGAGGAAUUUUCUAAUUUGAUCAAAAAAUUAUUUACUGGACCUCAACCUUUAUUGAAUCUGGAAACGACAACUCAUUUAUGCUCUGAGAUAUCAGCCCGAACAAGAGAAGAAGCAUCUAUUUUAUUCAAAGAUUUUGAAAAUAGAUGUAAAUAUUGUGUUUAUACGGGCAUUUUAACUGCUUAUUUUUCGAUUUUUAUGCCGAGAGCUCUUUUACCGACUAGAACUGCUUCAGGAUUUACUCAAUAUAUGUUAAUUGAUGAUAUUUGGACUUUGCAACUUUUUUCAAUUAUUGGAUUUACUGGAUUUUCUCUUUACGUCACAUAUUUGUUCCCAAUCAGUUAUUUUGACUUAUUAUAUCGUUGUGUUGUUCAUUUGGGUUUCUGGGAGCAAAUUCAGCCACCAAUCCAACAACAACAACAUAUUUCGAGUAAUUCAGGGUUUGGACGAAAUUCGAAGACAACACAUAAUUUCCAUGAAGUUUUUGAAGAUUUUAAUCCAGACAAUCCACCUUAUGAAGACGGUACCAGAGUAGUCCACAACAACAAUUUUUACAUUGCACGAAGCCAUCCACAUUUUAGAACAGUCACUGCUGAACCAAAUAAUGAAGAACAAAGAAGAUUUUAUAAAAUUGCAAAAGAUCCAGUCAAAUUGGUUACUUAUUUAUGUAUUUCUCAAAGUUCAAUGGUGGCCUUUGAAUUUUGGCUUUUAUUAUUGACUAGUGAUUGGCAACAAAUUGUUACUUUGGUGUUACUAAUGUUUGCAAAUUAUUUACUUUUGGCAAAAAUGUUUAAAGAUAGAGUGGUUAUUGGAAGGAUAUAUAAACCUUCUUCUGAAGAUUUACAACUUAUAAAAAGAUUACAAGAAGAAAUGGAUGCAAAAAAUGAUGUUGGAUUAAAACUGGAUUGA